Pochonia chlamydosporia 170 is the source of this 4668-nucleotide messenger RNA. RefSeq names its product ABC bile acid transporter. Gene Ontology annotation, molecular function: ABC-type transporter activity; ATP hydrolysis activity; ATP binding. Gene Ontology annotation, biological process: transmembrane transport. Bases 1 to 4668 code for a protein of 1555 amino acids. NCBI's taxonomy places the organism in Eukaryota, Fungi, Ascomycota, Sordariomycetes, Hypocreales, Clavicipitaceae. The record is from RefSeq and is a predicted model, not a curated record. Gene Ontology annotation, cellular component: membrane. The transcript is spliced from 4 exons.
AUGACGGACCCAAUGCUCCUUCCGCUCUCUGCUGCGGUCUUGGGAGCCACCGGACUCGUCACUUUGCCAGGACUCUUCGCCAGUUUAGCUCAAGCCCGGAAUCGUACACCUCCAGACAAUUUUUAUGAAGAUGUUGACGGGAAGGCAACACCAGAGACAAUGGCUGCCUUUUCAAAUAAGAAGCCAAAGGCUUGUAUCCUGGUGUUCUCUAUCCUGGGUUUUGGACUCUCCGUCGCCACUACCGUCUUGUCUAUCCUGAAUCCACUUGGUGAUGGCCUCAAUCUGGAGAAUUGGAUUACCAGCGCCACUUGGGCCGCUAUCGUCCUGCAGGCCGUCUUCAUUAGCGCCCAACAUUCACCGGUCAAAUCGCACGACCUUGGCCUGUGGGCUUUCCUCUCCUCCCUGAUCACUGCUGUCAUUACCGUUGCUCAGAUCAAUCAUGUCAGCAAUUUCGCAUCUCCGAAAAACGACGCUGAGCUCAUUGUACGAAUCGUCAAUGCCGUUACGCUAAUUCCCCUCAUCUUCUCGUGCAUAAGCUUGCCUCGACGACCAGAAGUUUUCUAUAAUGGUGAAAAGGUCGAUGCAGAAUGGUCUACCUCUGUUCUGAGUCGGUAUACUUGGAGCUGGGUCAACGAUCUCUUGAAAACAGCCAAGCGCAAGGGCGAUCUUGAUGAAAAAGAUAUUCCCAGACCCGACCACACCAUUCGAGCAGCAUCCCUUGUCGACGCGUGGAACAGGGCAAACUACCAAGGCAGCCUGUUGCAGUCCUUGCUAAAAGCCUAUGGAAAUCGUCUUGCGUUGCAAUGGUUUGUCAUUGUAUUCCGAUGCAUCAUUGGUAUUGGACCAUUCUGGACUAUGCUUCGUCUUGUCCAAAUGCUCGAGGAUCGCGAUGCCGGUCUUGAAGUUCCGCAUGGACUAUGGAGCCUAGUAUUUCUCAUGGGACUAUUCACUCUCGCCGAACAGUGGUUGGACGGCUGGAUUGUGUGGUUUUCCAUCACCAAGCUUUUCGCUCCCGUGAGAGGACAACUCGCAGCACUCAUCUUUGAGAAAUCAUUGCGACGAAAAAAUGUCAAGAAUGCUGAGAAAACUAAGGAGGAUGAUUCUUCCGAUGAUGCUAAAGAUAAGGGCAAGAAAGACGAGGAUGGCGACGACGAGGACAGUGUAUUGAAGUCACGCCAAGCAAUCGUGAACCUCGUCGGUGUGGAUUCGAAACACGUUGCCGACUUUGCCAUGAUGCAACUCUUCAUCAUCAGCAGCAUCGGCAAGCUCAUCAUAUACUCUGGCUACCUGGUCAAGCUUAUUGGUUGGAUACCUUUCGGUGCCGGUAUUUUGGCCUGGUCAAUCGUUCUUCCCGCCAAUACUAUCGCCGCCAAGUACUACCUCAAAGCCGAGACACGACUCAUGAAGAACCGUGAUAACAAGCUGGCCGUUGUUAACGAGGCCCUGCUGGGCAUGAGACAAAUCAAAUUCUCAGCAUUGGAAGCUCAAUGGGAGAAGAAAAUUCUUGAAAUGAGAGAAAUUGAAAUCUCGUCUCUCAAGAGUGUGUUCAAGGCUGACAGCAUCUUGUUCUUUUCCUGGGUGGCAAGCCCGAUCCUUCUUGCUGCAGCAUCCUUGGCCGUCUAUGCUGUUGUCAACGGGAUGCUUGCACCAUCAGUUGCUUUUGUAAGCAUUGGUGUCUUUAAGAGCCUAGAAGUGUCACUCUCCGCUCUUCCGGAACUUCUCACCGGAGGUAUCGACACCCUGGUUUCUGUAAGACGUAUUGACAAAUACCUGAAAGGCCCUGAAAUGAAGCGGACUCUGACCGAAGGCCAUGACGUGGCCUUUGACAACGCAACAAUUGCCUGGCCUGUGGACGACGAAGUUCCGGACGAGGAUCGAUUUAUUCUCAACAACGUUAACCUCUCUUUCCCGGCCGGAGAAUUGUCCGUUAUUUCUGGAAAGACCGGAUCAGGAAAGAGCCUUGUGCUGAAUGCUCUUCUCGGAGAAUCUGAUCUAUUGGAAGGCAGUAUCUUUGUUCCACGAACUGUCCCUCCUCUGGAGCGAAAUGAUGGCAAAGCACACCCCGGAAACUGGAUUCUACCUGGUGCUGUAGCCUAUGUCGGCCAGAGCCCCUGGCUCGAGAGUGCCUCACUCCGUGACAACAUUCUCUUUGGGUUGCCAUUCAUCGAGAGCCGAUACAAUACUGUCCUGGAUGUUUGUGCAUUGAAAAAGGAUAUCGACAUUCUGAAUGACGGCGACAAGACUGAACUCGGGGCUAAUGGAAUCAAUCUUAGUGGUGGUCAAAAGUGGCGACUUACGUUAGCCCGUGCUAUUUACUCUCGUGCCGAAAUUCUUGUCAUGGAUGACAUCUUCAGCGCCGUCGACGCCCAUGUUGGGAGGCAGAUCUUUGAAAAGUGCAUAUCUGGUCCAAUCUGCAAAGGGAGAACUCGUAUUCUGGUCACGCAUCACGUCACCCUCGUUGAACCUAUCACAAAGUAUCUGGUCGAGCUGGGCGAAGGUACUAUCCUUCACGCUGGUCUCACCUCCGACUUGGCUGAAGAUGGCACCCUAGAAUUGAUAAAGAGUCAUGAACAAAGUCAGCCCGAAUUACAUGUCGUGGACAGUAGUGGAGAGCCAACUGCGGUAAAUUCCGAGGAGGUUUCAGUUGAGGAAGCCAUGGAUAUUGAAGAGAACGCAAACACGUUACAAAAGGUUCCCUCAAAGACCGCCAAGAAAUUUGUCGAAGAUGAAGCUCGCGAGAAAGGCAAUGUCAAGGCUCGGGUGUACGGAACUUUCCUCAGCAGCAGCGGUGGAUGGUUCUUCUGGGGAGUUUGCGCCCUUUUAUUCAUUGCCUUUGAAGCUGGUAAUCUUGGACGUAACUGGUGGGUUCGUAUCUGGACUGGGGCGCCCGAAAAGCACACAUCUGUGAACGCUUCUCGUGAACACGGCAUUGUGUAUGGCCUAUCAUAUGAGCACAGCACUUUGCACUCAGCUUCGACUUCUCGACUAUUCACCUACGAUGCGGAACCAAAACAUACGUUGUCAUAUUAUCUCUGGGUCUAUGUAGCAAUUGCUGCUGCAAGUGGAAUCAUUGGUACCGCCCGAUUUGUGUGGUCCUUCAUCAUGAGCAUCAAGGCUGCAAGAACUCUAUUCCGAAGGAUCCUUUUCACAGUCUUGCGCACACGUUUGCGUUGGUUGGACACCGUCCCAGUGGGCCGCGUUCUGAAUCGCAUGACUGCCGACUUCGAUAUCAUUGACAACAGGAUCACAAUGGACCUUGGCUUCAUGUUUUGGCGCGUUCUAGGUCUCCUGGGUGUUUGUGUGGCAGCUCUUCUGGUGUCUACUCUUAUGCUCCCUUUGGCGCUCGUUUUGGUGAUUGCUGGUGCCUUUGUUGCCGUCCGAUUCUUGACUGGUGCGCGGCCCGUGAAGCGAAUCGAGAGCAAUGCCAAAUCUCCUGUGUUUGAGCUUUUCAAUUCCUCUCUGUCCGGCGUUUCCACGCUUCGGGCGUUCCAAAAGACUCAAACCUAUGUCAACCGAAUGCACUCCCACCUUGACAACUGGGACACAAUUUCCGUUCAUAUUUGGACCCUAAACCGUUGGCUGGGCUUCCGGAUGGCCUUGAUUGGUACUGUUUUCACCACCAUGGUGGGAGUAAUUGUUGUUGGGUCUUCGUUUGUCGACGCCGCCAUGGCUGGCUUUACGUUGUCUUUUGCCCUCGACUUCUCCGGCAAUAUGCUUAUGGCAAUCCGAGGUUAUGCCUCCUUGGAGCUGGACAUGAACGCUGCUGAGCGCGUGAUUGAAUACUCGGAAGUUGCAACCGAGGAUUUGGGGGGAGACAUCCCAGCAGCUUCAUGGCCUGCUACUGGCAAUAUGGAGAUCCAGGACCUUGUCGUCAGUUAUGCAGACGACCUACCUCCUGUUCUAAAGGGCAUUUCCUUCGAUGUUAAAAACAAUGAACGCAUUGGAGUCAUCGGGCGCACUGGUGCUGGCAAAUCGUCGCUUACUUUGGCUCUGUUCCGAUUUCUUGAAGCUAGGUCUGGCCGAAUUUUCAUUGAUGGAGUCGACAUUUCCAAGAUUCGGCUGUACGACUUGCGUUCUCGUCUGGCCAUUAUUCCACAGGAUCCAGUGCUUUUCUCCGGCACGGUUCGGAGCAACCUUGAUCCCUUCGAUGAUCAUACUGACGAAGAACUGAAGGACUGUCUCUCACGGGUCCAUUUGGUCGAUUCUAAUCCAGUAACCCCAGCCAAUGAACCAUCCUCGGCUGCUGGGUCAACCAUUGCACCUAAGAAUGUUAACAUUUUCCGUGACUUGACUAGCGGUAUCUCCGAAUCUGGUGGUAAUCUUUCACAAGGCCAACGUCAGCUUCUCUGUAUUGCUCGGGCUAUUGUUUCACGCCCGAAGGUUAUGGUCCUCGACGAGGCUACCUCGGCCGUAGACAUGGCCACGGACACUCUUAUCCAACGGAGUAUUCGGGAGGAAUUUACCGACAGCACUCUCAUUGUCAUUGCCCAUAGAUUAAGCACCAUUGCCGACUUUGACCGUAUUCUCGUACUGAGCGAGGGCAAUGUUGCCGAAUUUGGUUCUCCUCGUGAGCUGUGGGAGAAGGAGGGCAGCAUUUUCAGGGAUAUGUGCGAGCAUAGUGGUGAGAAGGCCAAGCUGAAAGAAGUCAUUUUGGGAGGUACGAACUGA